Messenger RNA from Olea europaea var. sylvestris, 856 nucleotides. RefSeq lists its product as uncharacterized. The record is from RefSeq and is a predicted model, not a curated record. Lineage: Eukaryota; Viridiplantae; Streptophyta; Magnoliopsida; Lamiales; Oleaceae. Bases 263 to 679 code for a protein of 138 amino acids. The transcript has a single exon.
UGGAGCUCUUGCAUAGGUAUUGAUGUUCAAAGGAGCAGCGGUAAAGGACAUAAAGAAUAUCUUUAUUAAAGUGAAAGCAUUUCUUUUUUGAAUUCAAGAACCCCUUCUUAUACCAUUAGAUUCUCAUUUUUCAUAAUCAGGAAAUUAAAUUAUUGUCCCUUCCAUUUCUUCACUUGAACCCUCCUUUGUCUUCACUCAAAGAACAUAACCCUCUAGCCAAUUAACUCAAAAUCGUCAUCAAUUUUCAACUUCUUAUCUAAAAAUGUCACUGCCAGUUGAUCAAGUGUAUCCUAAUACUAACACAAACCAGCCUUCUUCCAAUUCAAAUGGUUCAUUUGGACCUGUUUUCAUUGUCUUGGCCGCUGUACUCGUAAUAUCAGCCAUUGCUUGCUUGUUUGGACGGCUGUGCAACAGGAAGCACCACCGCCGUAAUAAGGAGCACCACAGCGGCAAGGAGGAGCGUCACCGUGGUAAGGCCAAGCCGGUCCGAGGCCACGACCUUGGCCCUAAAGAAUGGGAGUCUAGGCAAAAACCUAAUUUCAAAGAUGUGGACAUAGAAUUUGGGUUCGACAAAAGAAUCCCUACUGCUAAAGUGGCCGCACAUGGAGAUCCCAGAGGACCAAAGCCAUCUAAAAAUGGUGGGUUCAAAGGUCAGGUGAGAUAUGCUGAUAAUGUGUAGGAUUUGAAGCUGGUUGAUACGCAGCAUAUGGUAAAUCUACUUUACUAGACAAAUCAGGGGGUCGGGUAUACCUGUAUUAGCAAUUAAUUAGUGGUUGGUUUUUCUAUCUUGGUUACUAUGGAUAAUAUCUUUUUGUAGUAUCUAUUGAAAUCAACGAAAUUGAAUUAAUUCGAGUGA